AUGACCAACUUCCCCGACCACACCAAGCUGCAAACUCCAUACUCUCACCGGCGCCAUGGGAGCACCACAACAUGCUACCUGUCGCUACGAGUCGCUAAAAGGUUCUCCUCUUCGUUCUCCGGUGAGAAAACGCUGCCUCCAAACUUACUGCUGCCCUCCAACCUCAUCGAUCCCGAGAGAUUAAAGCGCUCUCCUCCCCCCGCAGACUGCUCCCUGCCCCUGCUCAGGUGGUGCGACGCCGUGGUUCCCGCCCACCUGAGGCCUGUGCAGACAUGGGUGGACACUCUGGGGAGGAAGGACAGCGAGCCGCUGGGUCUGGCUCAGCUCCACCCGGACGUCUUCGCAGUGCAGCCGAGGCUCGAUGUUCUACACAGUGUUGAAAUAUGGCGGCCGUUGGCUAAGUCGGUCCGGACUUGCCAGAUGAGCUCUUUGCGCUUCUUCUCUGUAGGCGGGAUGUAGGUGUUGGGCACAAGAACAUUCCGAGGCUUGGUCUGAAAUGAUAUAAAAACAGCUUUAGCUGCUUUUCCAAAUCACUGGGUCAGGUUUGUCUGCGUCAUGAAGACGGCAUCACCUGGUCCGCUCUCUUUUCAGUCGCUUUCAUACUUCAUACCAGCGGUUCUGGCUCUUGGACUUACCGUCAGUGUGUUAGAAGUCGAUCUGUGACUUUUAUCUGAAAACUGUCUGCAGAGCAUGAAGCCCAGCGAUUAAGACGACAUCUUGAGACUCCCAUUAAAAAAUAAAAGUUACUGGUACCACAAGCAGGAAAUAAAACUAAAAAAAAAAAAAAAAAAAAAAAUGCCUUACAGCAUUGGCACCCA
This is a messenger RNA of Melanotaenia boesemani (Boeseman's rainbowfish), 818 nucleotides long. RefSeq names its product 39S ribosomal protein L4, mitochondrial-like. Gene Ontology annotation, molecular function: structural constituent of ribosome. Gene Ontology annotation, cellular component: ribosome. The transcript has 5 exons. Bases 1 to 459 code for a protein of 152 amino acids. The record is from RefSeq and is a predicted model, not a curated record. NCBI's taxonomy places the organism in Eukaryota, Metazoa, Chordata, Actinopteri, Atheriniformes, Melanotaeniidae. Gene Ontology annotation, biological process: translation.